Molecule: messenger RNA, 4792 nt
Organism: Microcebus murinus (gray mouse lemur)
Lineage: Eukaryota; Metazoa; Chordata; Mammalia; Primates; Cheirogaleidae
Source: RefSeq, a predicted model, not a curated record
GUCACAAAGCUGCCGGGCACCUGGGCCUCAAGGCUGGGCCGGUGGGCUGGUGGGUUCAGCUUCAGGGGCAGAGCUGGCCCAGGGCAGUGCAUUGCAUGUUGCAUGGGAUGAAAUGUUGAAGGCUGCCUCCUCCUCUUGCAGGCUGGCUUCCGAGAUUGCACCUUCUUCUCCUGCUCCUCCUCCAACUCUAUGACCCUCCAAGGCAGAGCUGCCCCGCUCCGGACCCGGGAGGAUGCAGCGAGCAGCGCGGCCGCCGCCGCCCCCGCACCAGCUGCCGCCCGGCGGGCAGUGCUUCCCGCAGCCGGCGCCCGGCCCCCGCAGCCAUGGGGUGGGCGGCUCCCCGCAGCCCCCGCGGGGGGCCCAGCUGGCCAGGGACCGCCUGGCGCAGCAGCUGGCCGAGGCCAAGACGGGGCCGCGGCCGGUCCCGCGCCUGCGGGUGGUGGUGGAGAGCCAGGCCUUCAAGAACAUCCUGGUGGACGAGAUGGACAUGAUGCUGGCCCGGGCGGCCACCCUCAUCCAGGCCAACUGGAGGCGCUACCGGCUGCGGCAGAAGCUCAUCUCGCAGGUGACGGCGGCCAGGGCCAUCCAGGAGGCCUGGCGGCGCUUCAGCAUGCGGCGCCUGCUGCGGUCUAGCCGCUCCACCGUGAAGAGGGUGGCGGCCGAGGAGGGGGACAUCCCCUACCACGCCCCGCAGCAGGUGCGCUUCCAGCCCCAGGGCGAGAGCCAGCCGCCCCCCAGCCCCCGGCGCAGAAUGCUGAGCAAGGAGACCCAGUUCCCGUCCUGCGACAGCCUGGCCCCCAGCAGCCCCUGGCUGGCCCCGUGCCCGCUGCCGCCGCCCCCCGCGGAGCCCGUGUGCCCGGCCGCUCCCCACACCUUCCUGCCGCCCCCCACGGCCGCCAUCGGGUUUCCCUGCCCGGUGGGCCUAGACCCGCCGUGCCAGCCGGGCCAGCCCUGCCUGCUGACCGAGACGGUCAGGAGCACCUGCCUGGUCCACGUUGAGAGCAACGUGGUGAAGGCCAAGCCUGGGGCCGCCGGGGCCAGCAGAGUGGGCAGCCCGGAGCCGCCGCCCCAGCCGCCGCUGCCGGGGAGGUACGGCCAGGCGGUGGCCAGACCGCUCAAGAUCCAGACGCAGGUCCAGGUGGAGACAGAGACCUUCAAGUCCCCCCUCCAGAUGUGCCCGGAGCCCGCGGCCACCAAGACCCCGCCCAAGGCGAGCCCCGUGCCGCCAGCGCCCACCGUGACAACCGCCAAGGCCCCGCCCCAGGCCCCGGUGACCAAGGCCCCUGCCCACAUGUGCCCGGCGCCCGGGGCGGCGACCAAGACCCCAAUCCCGGCGCGCCCCGCGGCCUCGGUGGGCAGCGUGCGGCCACAGCCACGCCCCGUGGCCGCGGUGGCCAGGAUCCCGCCCCAGGUGUGCCUGCUGGCCUCCAUGUUCAAGCCUCUGCCCCAGGCCCGGCACAUGGCCUUGAUGGGCAAGACCCCGCCCCCGCCGGCGUCCCCGGUGGCCAGGAUCCCGCCCGCCCAGGCACGCCCGGCGCCCAAAAGCUCCUCGCAGACCAGCCCGGCGGCCAGCUCCUCCAAGACCUCAUCCCAGGCGUGCCCGGUCGCCUCGGCGACCAAGCCCCCGGCCCAGAUGCGCCUGGCGGCCAUGCUGUCCAAGACCCCAGCCCAGGUGGCCACAGUCCUGAGGACGCUGUGCCUGUCCUCUCCGGCCGCGGGGACUCUGAAGGCGCCACCCCAAGCCGGAAUGGCAGCCGGGGUGGCCCCUGUUCACCCGAACACGCCCAAGGCCAAGGCCCCAGUGGCGAAUGCCAGGCAGGCCCCGGGGGCCGCCAGAGCCCAGCCCCACCCCUACCUGGCGGGCGGGAAGGUCAGAUGCUUCCCGCAGCCCCACCCGGGCGCCCCGGCGGGGGCGGCGGCCACGGCUCCCAAGGCUGGGGACAGGCCUCCGCCAGAGGCUGAGAGAGUCAGGGCCGGCCCCCAGAGACAGAGGGACGCAGAGGUGGCCCCCAAGACCGGCGUGCCCGUAGGAAUGACCAGGAUGAUGUCCUGGACCAAAGUGGUCGAGGAAGGACACAAGGACUCACUGCAGACUCACCUGAGGACAGAAGUCAUCGAGGUCCAGUCCCAGGUGUACGUGCCUGUAGAAAUGGCAGGGACCCUGCCCCAGGGACCACCGGUCCCCUCGCUGACCAAGGCCUUGUGUCAGGAACGUCCACCCUCUAUGCCCCAGGGACCGCCGGUCCCCUCGCUGACCAAGACCUUGUGCCACGAGCGUCCACCCUCUAUUCCCCAAGGACUGCCGGCCACCUCGCUGACCAAGGCCUUCUGCCAGGAACGUCCACCCUCCAUGCCCCAGGGACCUCUGGUAACCUCGAUGACCAAGACCUUGUGUCACGAGCGUCCACCCUCAAUGCCCCAGGGACCGCUGGUCCCCUCGAUGACCAAGACCUUGUGUCACGAGCAUCCACCCUCCAUGCCCCAGGGACCGCCGGUCCCCUCGAUGACCAAGACCUUGUGUCACGAGCGUCCACCCUCAAUGCCCCAGGGACCGCCGGUCCCCUCGCUGACCAAGACCUUGUGCCACGAGCAUCCACCCGCCGAGCUGACCCUGGCACAGCUGGGCACGUGUUCGGCCAAGGCCUCGUCCCAGCUGCACCUGCCCACCAAGGUGACCAAGGCCCCCUCGCUGGCUCAUCUGGUCACGUGCCUGAGCAGGGUGCACUCCCAGUCCCACCUGGCCAUGGGAGCCGCCAAGUUCCAGUCCCAGGGACACCUGCCCUCCGGGCUGACGAAGGCGCAGUCCCAGGCCCAGCUGGUCACCGAGGCAGCCAAGUGUCUCUUCACGGCGCACCCGGCCGCCGACCUCACCUGCAAGGCCCAGUCCCAGCCGCUGUUGGCCGGGCCCAAGGCGGCCGCCCAGCCCUGCCUGCACCCGGGCGCCCGGGCCAAGCUGGAGGACAGACUGACCCUGCUGCAGCAGCCGCCGCCGCCGGCCAGCAAGACCCCCCAGGGGCCCCGGCCGGUGUCCCCCGAGAGCCAGGGCAUGCUGGUGCCGGUGCUGGCGGCCGCCGGGCAGCCUGCCUGCAACGUGGAGUCCUGGGGGGACGGCGGGCCCCGCAUGGCCCCGCCGCCGCUGGCCGGCCACGCGGCGCCCUGCCAAGAGGACAUGGCGGCCUCCCAGCUGGCCUCGCUGUGCGCCGAGCUGGCCGCCGUGCUGGGCUCCCAGGAGGACCUCCGCGCCCUCCUGGCCAAGGCCCUCUCCCAGGGGGAGGUCCGGGCGGCCCUGAACCAGGCCCUGUCCCGCGAGGUCCUGGGCGCCACCGUGGCCAAGGCCCUGCCGCAGGGCCUGCUGGGCAUGGUGCUGGUGAAGGCGCUGUCUUGGAGCGAGCUGGGCGUCACGCUGACCCGCGCCCUGUCCCGCGGCGAGCUGCGGGCGGAGCUCACCAAGGCCAUGCAGGGCCGGCUGGCCGAGGUGCUCAGCAAGGCCCUGACGGAGGAGGAGCGCGCGGCCCUGAGCCAGGCCCUGUGCCAGGGCGAGCUGGGCGCCGUCCUGAGCCAGUCUCUGUCGCAGGCGGCCCUGAGGACCGGGGCCAUCCUCCCCAAGGCCGCCUCGAAGGUGGCGGGCAGCGGCGUGACCCCGGUGGCGGCGGUGGACUGCAGGGGGACCCUGUCGGCGCCCUGGGGGCCCGCCCUGGGCCUCCCGAGAUCCCGGUGCAGCAAGGGCCCCGUGGAUGCUGGCGUGGCUGGUGGCCGACGGUGGAGCUCCGCUGUGCCCCGUGUGGCGGUCAAGCCCACGGGCUUCGCCGUCGCCCCCCGCGCCGCGUGGGAGCCGGCCCGGGACCGCGCGCCAUGGGAGCCGGCGCGCCGCCCGUCGGCGGUGGACCCCAGGCUGUCGCCGGAGCUGAUGGUGUCCAUGCAGACGGUGGAGGCGAUCCUCAUCCGCGCCGUGACCACCAUCCAGGCGGGCGCGCGCGGAUACCUGGUGCGCCGCGCCGUCCGCGUGUGGCACGUGAUGGCGACGGUCAUCCAGGCCCACUGGCGCGGCUACCGCGUGCGGCGGAACCUGGCGCGGCUGUACCGGGCCACCACGCUCAUCCAGGCCGCGUGGCGGGGCUACUGCACGCGCAGGGACAGCGCGCGGCGCCAGCGGAUGCUCCUCCCCGUCGUGUGGGCCGAGCUGCGCCGCCGCUCGGCGGCCGCCUCCGACCGGCCGGGCUUCCAGGAGCGCGGCGCCAGGGCCGGCUCCGAGCACCGCUGCUUCCAGUCCUGCCAGCCGCGCGCCUGCAGCCUCUGCCAGUCGCUGGGCUCCGGCGUGGGGGGCCCGCCCAGCGUGGUCAUGCUCGUGGGCUCCAGCCCCCGCACCUGCCACACGUGCGGCCACACCCAGCCCACGCGCGUGGUGCAGGGCGUGGGCCGGGGCGCCGCGGGCCAGGGGGGCACGCCGCCGUGGUCCCCGGUCCCCCGCCUGGCGUCCCCGAGCCCCAGGCAGCUGCGCCGCCAGAACCAGGCGGCCACCUCCAUCCAGUCCGCGUGGAGGGGCUUCCGGAUCCGCCGGCAAGUGUCGGAGCAGCAGAAGGCGGCCAAGAUGGUCCAGGCCAACUGGAGAGGCCACUACACGCGGAACUGCCUCACCACCGACGCGCUCUUGGGCCGGACCAGCCCGUGGGCCAGCUCGCAGCACUGGCAGACCUUUUGGCCUGGCGUCUAGAAACCUGGCUGCCAGCAGGGGCUCCUGGGAGGGGCCGCGUGGCUCUCUGGGUCUCAUUAAUAAAAUCCUCCACAGCCUGGA